AGCACUGGGUCCCGCCCUCUCAGCUCUAGGCUCUUCCUGGUCCCCGGAAACUGCCCUGGUCGGUCCCGGUCGGGUCCACUCCGCCUGGGGAGCUGGUUACGACUGCUGCAAGCGGGUUGUUUGCUUGUUCUGUGAGCCACAGCGUCGGGCCAUGGAGGGGGACGGCCCCGCCACCGCCGCCGCCACGGUCCCGCAGUACCAGCCGGCCUGUCCUACGCGGGACGCGUGUGUCUACAGCAGCUGCUAUUGUGAGGAAAAUAUUUGGAAACUCUGUGAAUACAUCAAAACCCACGACCAGUAUCCCUUGGAAGAGUGUUCCGCUGUCUUCAUAUCAAAUGAGAGGAAGAUGGAUUAUCAUGUCGUUCUGCUUCAUGUGUCAAGUGAAGGACAGAGCUUCAUUUAUGACCUUGAUACUAUUUUGCCAUUUCCCUGCCCUUUCGACAUUUACGUAGAAGAUGCCCUUAAGUCUGAUGAUGACAUUCAUCCACAGUUUAGGAGGAAAUUUAGAGUGGUCCGUGCUGAUUCCUACUUGAAGAACUUUGCUUCUGACCGGUCUCACAUGAAAGAUUCCAGUGGGAACUGGAGAGAGCCUCCUCCAGCGUACCCCUGCAUUGAAACUGGUGACUCCAAAAUGAACCUGAAUGACUUCAUCAGCAUGGAUCCCGACAUAGGAUGGGGAGCUGUCUACACGUUACCUGAGUUUGUACAUCGGUUCAGCAGUAAAAGCUGCUGAGCCUGAGGCUAGCAUGUGGAACUGGAAAAGUUCUAGGAUAUGAAUAAGCCAUCCUUGCAUUGAAGAGAACAGCAUGGUACAGGUGGUUUGGAGGUAUAUUUUUUCAAUUAAAUUUGAGUGGAAACAUUAAUGAACACAAAUAUAAAUGAAUGUCCCCUCCCCGCUUUUUUUUAGCUUGGGAAUCUAUCCUGGAGUUCUAUCUCCAACCCUAAAUCAGUCAGUCCCCAGUCUCAGACAUAGACAGACAAGUAAAAUAAAAACUUUCUUAUUAAUGAUAUGCCACACACGGUAUAGAGUUGCUAAGAUAUUCCCAUGACUUAUGUGUUUAGAUAUAUGAUGACCUAGGCCAG
Molecule: messenger RNA, 1083 nt
Organism: Peromyscus maniculatus bairdii (prairie deer mouse)
Lineage: Eukaryota; Metazoa; Chordata; Mammalia; Rodentia; Cricetidae
Source: RefSeq, a predicted model, not a curated record